CCACAACUUGUCAUCCUCUUCUUCUGAGCACCUGUUCGCACCGUUGCGUUCUGCGAUAGACACAUCGAUACAGUUCUCGAGAAUAAUAGACGAAUGCGGUUGGCGACGCUGCUGUCUUCGCGGGAUGCGCACGCGCUGCAUGAGCUGGUGCUGCCAGUGUAUGCGCGGUCGCCGCCGGCAUUUCGCAUGAACUUGGAGCUGUUCGACGUGAGCCCGCUGUGGUCGACCUACUACCACAACCAGCGCUGGGAUGCGCCAAAGCCAGACGGACCUGCUUUGAUGCCGACCACGGUGUUUGACAGGCACCUGGUCCCGCUGCUGCCAGCCAUUCUGCUUGUACCGAGCGUCACUCACAACGAUCUCGAGCGCUGCGACUCUCCUGCAAGCUCAACGACCACCACCGCCGCCGCCGCCGCCGUCAUUCCUACGACGACUGCUACUACUACGAAUGAUGCUGCGAGUAUCGCGAGCACAUCGACCUCGGCCCAAGCCAUGUCCGACGAGACGCCUGCGCCCCAGAAUGACUCGUCUGCGUCAGCAUUCACUCAAUCUGAAGCUGAAGCGCGAGCUGAAGCAGCCAAAUCGCAGAAUCACAAUCUGGAAGAAGAAGCAAACUCACCCGCGCAGAAUGGUGAUGCUCCAUCGCAGGCGGAGAACAGCCAACCCACGACAUCCGACCCGAAUCAACCAGCCUCGAAAUCUGAGAAACCAGCAGCUACCUCAACUCCAACCACAACAAUGACAAGCUCAAAGCCCUCGGUGCUGACCGCAGACAUGUCGCCCCGUGAACGCCUGGUUGCAUUCAUGUCGCAGCCGGAAUUGAUUAAACAGGUGCAAUUCUUGUCGGAAGAUCGGCCGCAACAGACGAAGCUGCAUGGCCCGGCCGUCUCACACGCUCUGAACGACCAUCGAGUGCUAUGUGUGAAUUGCAUGAUGAGUCACAUACCGGGAGGGGCAGUGUUGCUGUCGGACGAGCAGGACGCCAACCUCGUCGCCGACCUCGCUUCGUUCGGUGCAAGCCCACCCAGGGCGACCGAGUGGCCGCGUUACAUGUCGUGCAACGUAUCGCACGCCAUCGCGACCAGCCUCCAUGCAACAAUGCCCAUCAGUUCUCGAGUGCCCAUCCGAGACAUUGUUUUUUCGCCCAUUCCCUUUCCGACGCAAACCCUCCAGGGGCCGGCUUUCUCGGCACCAUCCGACACAGCGUCCGUCUCGGCAUCCAUCCCGUCAACCACGCUUUCACCGCAGCUGAGCGAAGCCGCGCACGCAUUCGAUGCGCUUCAGCAGCUUCACUCGGACCCCUUGGUCGCGCACUUGCGGGAGGUUUGUGCCACGUUCGCCCUCGGCGGAUGCAAUCCCGCGCAAUCAAAGCAAAAACAGUACUACAGAGUCAACAGCUCGGCGUACCGUGUGUAUGAAGUGCCUCGCCCAGCGCCAAUCACAAACCCCGCGCUGGAUGUCGCCGCCAUGGCAACUGCAAUUCUGUCCGGCAUGCAACAAGGCAGCCUUGUCUACAUUGUGACGGAUUCGUUGACAGAGGUCAUGGAAGACUCGCCGGUCGAAGAGGAGUUGAUUCGCAUGCUUUCGGUCGCGCCCGGCUUGCCAGAAGCUCAAGCCGAGUAUCGCGGGAACGAACCACGACUGGCCAUGCACACGCUUCUGGAUUCGACGCAGCCGUCGCCGUUGUCGCCGCUUCCGUUCCUCCGGUGCGUCGUGUUUUCUUCCCGCGUCUCGUCCAAGCUGACACGGCUAUUGGUGCAACUGGGCGUCGAAUGCGUGAUUGCUCCAACUCUCAACCCCUCCCCGCACACGCUUGUGGCAAUGAAGCUCUUUCUGGACCGGUUUAUCUGCGACAUCCAAUGCACCAGCUUUCCUGAGGCGUUUGUGCAGGCGGCGCAUGCGGUUGAAAACAGCCGACCCAAGGAUUCCCCUCCCGACAACUUUAGCAUUCAUCUUCCGCUCCCUGAAUUGCUUUUGACUCCAGUUCCACAUUUGCCUCCUUCUUUGAAGCAAGAAGCGCAGGAGACGUCUGUCACGAAAUCGGUGCUGGGGCAGACUGCCAAGCUCCGCGUGCUCAUAAUCAGGCUCUCGUCCGUCCACGAUGCGACUCCCGCGCAACGCAACGUCUGGGGUGGGCGUUUCCAGGUGACUUUUUGCGACGCCGUCUACAAAGAGUGUACUGCCGAGUACCUGGAACAGCAAUUGCAUGCAUACAUGCCAGAUGUGCUGCACAUUUGCUACAUGGAUGCAGGCCCCAUUGACUACAGGCGGUUUUCCCACCCGUUACGCCUGUCGGUGGACUUGGUGGAAGUUUUGCGACGCUACCAACAGCGGAUGGAAGCGUUAGAGUUGCAGCGCAUGGGAAUGAUUGUGCUUGGUUGCCCUACGCUGUAUGCAGUGGGUAGAGCAGUUCACCGUGCUUCAAUCGUGCCCAUUGUGGUUUGCUUUGAAGGUAGUGCUGAACCCAAAACCAGCCUGCCCCAACGCUCGCGCGCGCUCGCCCGUGUCCAUGUUCUCGUCCAGCGCAAAGUGACCAUUCCGCUGCUUGCCCCGCCCAUCGGUUUGGGUGACACGAACGUAUUGGACCGACAACUGCAGCAGAUGGCGAACGGCUUAUUUGGCAAUGCCAGUGCCGCGUCGUCCUAUUGUGGACUUGUCGGCGCCAACCAUCGCAACAUGCAGUUGCGGAUUGACGAUCCUCAUUGUCAAAUGCACAUUUUGACGUCCUCCGCAGUUGAUUUUGUGCCAAACUCGCGAGGCUCUGGAAUUCUCAAGCAAAACGUAAAUUUCGAGCUGCCAGACGCGUAUCUCUUGUUCAACACUGAGCCGUCGACGUCAGUGCACUCGGAUCUUACAAUGGUCCAGGUUAUCUCUCAGAUUCUGAGCAUGUGUGCCCGUUGGUCUCCGCUUCUGGGAAAGCCCUCGCCCGCCCCAGCCUCAACUCCAGAAGCCCACUCCGUACUGGGCAAACCACCACUGACCUUCUUGCUGCUCACCAAAGCCGGGUACGGCAACAGUGCGGCGCGACAGCUGUUUUCUGCGUUCAGCAACCUGGGUCAGCUGCCAAAUGACCUCGUGCCCGUUCGGUUUCGGCUGUCAACCCUUGUCCAAAAACCAGCUACGGCCCUGCUGCGUCUGCUGCAAUCGAUCGGGCUCGACGUUGGUUUGCGGAGCUCGAGCGCAGAGGAUGGCGAGACAUUCUCCAGCGCCGCAAGUCGCAUCCGCUCCCGAGUUGUCCUGUUUUUGGAAGGCUUGGAUGAGUGGCUCGACGCCAAUCCGAGUGCCUCCUCUGCGACCAUUUGGGAUGUACUCGGCGUGCAACCAUUCUUUGUGCGGAUUGUUGCGUCUGUCUCGGCGGACUUUGCUGCAGGCCGGAUGAGUCUGGUUCGGCGCCUGCUGCUUCCUCCUGCAGCACUACCAUCCUCCCUCGUGGUAUUGUAUGUUGUUUCGCCGUCCCAUUGGAGUGACGGAGGCAUCCACCGGGCCGUCAACCCCAUCCUGGGGUUUGUGCAAAGCACUCCAGGGACAUCAACCGAGGCAGGCACCAGCACGUCCGACACGGCUGACAUCCCGCGCUGGGCAAGGUUUGAGCACAAGCUGCAAGGCUCGUGUGACCCAGUCCCGCAGCCCAUCUCUCAUCGAGCGCGCUGGCCAGAAGAGCUGUACUUGCAGUUUCUGCGCUGCAAUCCGUGGUCUGAGUGGUUUUUGCACGACCCUUGGACGGCUGUCGCGCUGUUUGUCUAUCUCUUGCAACCAUCGAUUGGGCGGGGAAUUGAGUCGCUCCAAAGUACCGCGUGGCUCGGACCUGCUCAUCGGAAGGUGAUACUAAUGACUUGCAUCCGGCAGAGCGCAUGCGCAGCCCGUGCAGCGUGCGACGCGGCCUUGCAGGUGGAGUGGUCGCCUCUCGAGUUUUGCGAGAAGAGCGUGACUUUGCUGUCGCAGCUUGCCCUUCUCAUGCAGGCAGUCAAGUGCAGCACGUUGCCGCUGGAUUCCGACUUGACGACCGCAAUGCAGUCGCUCAAUCCCACAGUCGCAAAAGUGUGCUCAGUUGCACUUGCGGCACUUCCCGAACUGUGUGAGCUGCUUGCGACUGGUGUCAUCCCGGGCAGCGCCUCUGGUAAGCUGUUGGCCAUUUUGUACACCGACCCGUGGCGCACAAUGCCCUUGUUUGUGCACACGCAGCACAAGGUCCUCGAGUUUGCAGACGACUUGCUUCGCGAUGCGCUGAUUGCCGAAAUCGUGGUGCAGCCGACGCGAGACGCUGAUUCGGUCACUUCGUCAGCCUUCUUGCCCUUCGAGUCCAUCGAGCGUUUGGCGUUGCUUCGGCCAGAAUGGGUUGGCAGCCGCACAUGCUUUUUGGCCAUGACUUCGGACGAAGCGUUCGCAUUCCGCGCGAGCUCGAUCGACUUUCUGCGGCGCGUUUGUGGCGACCAUAGUUCUGAUGGGCACAGCUGUGAGACUGAUGAUGAACCGUUGACUGCCACGGACACUGCCACUGCGGGGCCUGCUGUACAUGAGCAACAGGAGCUUUCAAUCAUGCGCGAGCAAUUAGAAACGCUCGCGCAAUCUCUGGCCCUCCCUCUGAAGGUGCUUCGCGACAGAGUCACCUCCGUCAUCAUGUCCAUCUUGAACUGGUCUACUGGCCCCUCGGCUCACAAGUUUGAAGGGUUGCAGCUGGAGGGAUACGACUGCUCGCACACCAACCUUUCGGGCGCCUGCCUGCAAAACGCGGAAUUCCGCGACUGCAAUCUCAGCCAUGCCACACUGACUGGUGCUGUCCUCGAUGGCGCCAAGUUCAUUGGCACCAAGAUCAGUUGCGCUCGAACCGAGGUCCAACCACAUUGGGAUGUGAUGCCUGACCCCACCACCACCACCGCCAGCAACGCCGCAUCCAAAGCAACGGCACCCUAUAUUGUUGCUUCGCACGUGACAUUCCGCAACUCGGCGCUAAUCCUCGUCAGUACCCAAGGCUCUGUUGUCGUGUACGACACCAGGCAGCCUGGCUUGAAGGAAGUCUGCCGAGUUCAACUGCCCGACAAUGUCGGAACGGUGCUUCACGUGGCAUUCCAGAAUUGCGAGUGCUCCGACACAGCGGGCAUGGACCGAUGUCGCAUUCUUCUUGCGUGCAAGAGUCAGAAGCUGCUGCUUGUGCAAUUCGCGCGACAGCCUGUCCCUGACGCUGCCGUGAUGCUUGAUAUCCCGCCCACCAUGGUCGCAGAGCUGGCCACGAUGCAAGAGCACUCGUCAUCGCAACCCAGCAACGCGUCUCCAUCCCACCAAGAGUCUGGCCUGGUACACUUGGCACUUGCUCGCGAUUUGGUUCAUGUCGUGAUGGUGUUUUACUUUCGCACUGUAGUGAUUGGGCGAUUGAAAAGGACCCGUGCCUCUUUCACGCUCGAUCACGCAUCCGUCAAGCAGUUUUCUCCGGCACAAAUGGCACGACCUGAUUGCGCCGUGGCCUCCCAUGUCAGGGUGACUGGCGCGGCCUUAUCGGCGGAUGCAACGACCCUGGUUGUCUUGCUGCAUACAUGCUGCGCCUUGCAGUUUACACUGUCCCUGCCCGCUGUGGAUGAAGGCGCUGUGGAUGAAGGCGCCGAGGAUUCAUUUCCCAAGAACGACUCGAACAGCGAGAUUGGUGCAGAGUUUUGUGGUCUGCUCGUGUCGAACACGGCACUAACAUCAGCAUCCUUCUGCACCAACCUCCAGCUCGUCGCAAGCACCUCAUCCCAGUCCUUGCUUGUGUUUGACCUGUGCUCCAAGGAUCACCUCCUCGAUGCAGCUGAACUGAGGGAUUUUGGCAACCAAACCGAAUCGGACCAGCAGUAUGGCAUUGACGGCGUAACCGGCUUGGCGUUUUCGUCCCACCUUCGUGCUGUUCGUGCGUGCUCUUCUAGCGCCAUGCAGUCUGCAAAUUUCUUUCGACCGGUUGCGUUUCCGUCGGGCUUUCUGUGUACGGAAGAGAAGGAAUCCCUUCAAUUCUGGAGGCACGAACCUUUGCAGCGAAUGGGAACGCUGCUCCUCCCAGCGGGUCACACGGGGGUCACGAGUGUCGCCAUUGUCAGCCAUGCUGCUUCCUUUUGCUCGGAUUCCGAGCCCUCUGGUGAAGACAUGGUGAUUGUUUGCUGUGGAACGCGUGUCGUCGUGUUUCCGUCGUUCGAGGCUUGGCUCUGCGUUUCCAAUCGCAUCUCCCCGCCUUCGCUCACCACUCGCUCGGCUGCGCUUUGCCUGCCGUUCAUGCACGUGAGCAAGCCACGUCAGUUUCCCCUCAUCCAGCAAGCAACGGCGAUGGCACUGUCGUUCCCCUCGAACGACGCGCCGCCCAUUCUUGCCGUCGCUGGUCAAGGCACCGCUAUUUACGUCCAGUUCCAAUCGUUUGGCAUCACGCACGUGAAUGAAUUGCACGCGCCUCCUGGCUCGCAGGUGGUUGCGCUCUCCUUCCAUGCCGAGACCCAGGAGCUGUUGGUCAGCACAGACUCGUGGGUUCUCUCCUUCCGAAUUUCAGAUUGGGAAAGACUGUAUGCGCGACGCACCCAGCCAUGGGCUGCCCUUGCGCUGUUCUCUGAGGCAAACGCACAGCCACCGCCCGGCUGUCCGCGUCGCGCCGUCCAAGGGCUGGCGCAAUACACGCUUUUGUUGACCGAGUCGCAGUUUGAAAUUUCUCCACUGCGCAGUGCCAAUAUGCUCAACAGAGCCCUUCAGUUCCCGCGUGCAGCCUGUUUGAUUGUGGGCGCCCCUUCCCCGAUCCACCGCGCACAAAAUUCCCUCUUCGCGGUCGGGUACUCGUCCGGAGAUAUUUUACUCUUUAACCUACGCACCCAAGAACGACGGGGAGAGCUGGCCGUGCAGGCACGCCAUGGCGCAGUGAAGAGCAUGCGCGCUUCGGACGAUGGCGUGUAUCUCGCAGCGACCUUUGAGACGGGCAGCGUGGGCGUUUGGAAUGUCCCGCGACGGACGCUGCUCUCCAUGCAUCGCGUUGUCUCUGCAGUAACUCCGCCCAGCCAGCUUUUUACGUUUGAUGUGUCGUUUGCGGGCGGAUCGCAUUAUUUUGUGGUAUGCUUCCACUCGACCGAGUCCAGCCGUGUGCGCGUCCUGUCCACAAUGAACGGUGCGUGCGUCGACAUGCCAAUCUCGCUCCCAUCUCCCAUCCACGCCACUUUGAGCAUGGGCACGUCCAGUGGCGCAGCCUUAGCUGUCGUCCAUGUUCUCUGCUUGGACGGCAGUCUGUACGUCUUCCAUUUGAGCAACCUCGAACGACAAUUGAGCGCCCCAGACGAGCAUUCGGCGUCCCGCUUCCUGUCCUCGUUCCGCAAAUCCCGACGCCAUCAUCCUUCGGAAGCACGCGCAAGCUGCAGCCUUGUUGACGUCAUGCGAGGUGUCGGUGGCUGGACAACCACAGGAUCGCAAGGUUUGGAGAAUGUCUUUGUUGACUCGCCGCUGCCAUCGCAGAGUCUAGACAAGAGCCAGACCCGUCCUGUGGAUGCUAUGGAUUCCAGCAACGAUCGUUCGACAAAUGUCGUGACUUUGGACGAGCCGACCGAGUCGGAGGACAUUUGAUUGAAUUGUUUUUUUUCUUUUUGCCGGCCGUG
Capsaspora owczarzaki ATCC 30864 is the source of this 7586-nucleotide messenger RNA. RefSeq lists its product as hypothetical. The record is from RefSeq and is a predicted model, not a curated record. Lineage: Eukaryota; Filasterea; Ministeriida; Capsasporidae. The coding region runs from base 94 to 7554 and encodes 2486 amino acids. The transcript has 3 exons. Gene Ontology annotation, molecular function: protein binding.